Messenger RNA from Cylicocyclus nassatus, 691 nucleotides. The record is from the annotation of a GenBank genome assembly. NCBI's taxonomy places the organism in Eukaryota, Metazoa, Nematoda, Chromadorea, Rhabditida, Strongylidae.
AUGUAUUCGAUAAAGCUCCUUCUCGUUGUAUUGAUUCCAUCAUUAAACGCCUUUGUAGAUUUGCACAGAACGACGCAGCUCCUCAGAGGCCCGGACAUACAUCAUGGUCUUUCUCAUCUCUCUGUAUCUCACGCAGCAAGUCCUGCACGCUGCGAGAGUGGAUGGACAUUAUUUGACAAAACCGAGGCCUGCUAUAAGGUCUUCGUCGGGGAGACGUUUGAAGGUGCGGAAAAUACGUGUAAUGUUGUUGGGGGACAUUUGGCACCAAUCCACAACUUUGAAGAAAACAGAUUCGUAGCCGAGUUGGCAAAAAUGGAUAAACAAGUGCCAGCCACAAAUGGGAAUGAUUUUACUUGGAUAGGACUACAAGAUAUGACAAACAGCAAGAAUUGGACGUGGACUGACGGCACAAAAGUUGAUUUCGAAUUCUGGGGUCCAAACAGUCCGAAACGCGGAUUGGGAAACUGUGUGCACGUAUGGUAUGGUAUUUUCAUAUGCAAGGAGGUUGAAUGGCUAGCAACGAUUCUUUCUAAAACUGAAGAGUUUCCUCUGUCCAAAAACGGGAUUAAUGGUUUGAACAUGCCAUUUCUGAUGUUUUAUUUUUGAUUUUGGAGUAGCUUUGUCAAAAGUGGAUGGAGUGACAAUGUGCAAUAACGUUUUGAAAAGAAGUCUUCCUUUUUGUAAAGCUGCU